Molecule: messenger RNA, 1546 nt
Organism: Aspergillus candidus
Lineage: Eukaryota; Fungi; Ascomycota; Eurotiomycetes; Eurotiales; Aspergillaceae
Product: caspase family protein
Exons: 8
Coding region: 115-1338 (407 amino acids)
Biological process (GO): proteolysis
Molecular function (GO): cysteine-type endopeptidase activity
Source: RefSeq, a predicted model, not a curated record
ACUACUCAGAUCCUUGGCAACGACACAAGACAGAUUCCCGACUUGAAGGAGCCGUCAUCGCUCGCCUAUCAUCGCGAACAUCCCAGAUACCAUCCCGAUAGACACGUUAAAUUGAUGUACUAUCCAUAUUCCGCGCCUCCGCCCCAGGGUUGGUCUGGUGGCUACCCUCCUGCGCAGCCGUGGGUUCCUCCGCCACAACCUUACUCCCAAUACCCUUCUCCGGGACCUCCGCCACCGCAACAAUAUCCCCCACCACAUCCUGGCCACUACCCUCACCCGGCAUCCUGGCAUAGUCACACACCGACACCGCCUCCCCAUCCGUCUUCUCCCUACCACAGGCCGGCACACUCAUGGGCCCCUUCUCUUCCCCGGCGGCCACCGCAGGAAGCGCAACACUUCGGCCACGGCGCUCCGUCGAACUAUCGAUUCCAAUACUCGGAUUGUACCGGCCGACGCAAGGCACUUUUAAUCGGCAUAAACUACAUCGGUCAGCCGAGCAAACUGCAUGGCUGCAUCAAUGAUGUCUCUAAUAUGUCUGUGUUCCUCCAUGAGAAGCAUGGUUACCGGCGAGAAGACAUGGUGAUCCUCACCGACGACCAACAGCAUCAACUGAGCGUCCCGACCAAAGCCAAUAUCUUGCGGGCUAUGCACUGGCUGGUCGAGGGGGCGCGGCCAAACGACUCGUUGCUGAUUCAUUUCUCCGGGCACGGUGGACGGACCCCCGACUUGGAUGGCGAUGAAGAAGAUGGAUAUGACGACGUUAUUUACCCCGUGGACUACCGCGUAGCAGGGCACAUCGUGGACGACGAAAUGCACGAUAUCAUGGUUCGUCCUCUGCCGUCAGGCGCUCGACUCACAGCAAUAUUCGACUCCUGCCACUCCGGUACCGCCCUGGACUUGCCCUACGUGUACUCGACCCAGGGAACCCUCAAAGAGCCCAACCUCGCCAAAGAAGCCGCGCUCGAUCUCUUCACCGCAAUCGACUCAUACGGACGGGGCGACCUCGGCAGCAUAGCGCAGACGGCGAUUGGUUUCUUCAAAAAGGCCACCAACGGCGAUUCCGCCCGCCAGCGGACGGUAUUGACCAAGACCUCUCCCGCCGACGUGGUGAUGUUCUCCGGUUCUAAAGACACGCAGACAUCAGCGGAUACCUUUAAAGACGGCGAAGCCCGCGGCGCCUUAAGCUGGGCAUUCAUCAAAUCCCUAAAAAAGGACCCAAACCAAAGCUACCUGCAGCUUCUGAAUUCGAUUCGAUCGCAGCUUGACGGCAAAUAUACCCAGAAACCGCAGCUGAGCUGUAGCCACCCGCUAGAUGUCAACCUGCUGUUCGUGAUGUAACCUUUUAUGGUCAUAGAUAGUCUGUAGUACCUACGGUAUGUGAUAUGAUUUAUGCAUGUUUGUUGGUGUUUGUUGGUAUUAUUGCAUAUUAGACUAGGAUGAAGUAAUUGGAUGAAAAAUGCUUUUGUGCUGGUCAUUGGGGCUUAUAUAUUAUGUAGAGAGUACAUCUUCCCCGCGUAGGAGAUAUGUAUCCCGUAUUUAUAACUAG